AUUUCCUUAUGAACAUUUCUGUGCAACAGAUAGUGCGCAGCUUCAGCUAAACAACACCACCAUAUUUGGCGAAAUUCUAAAACUUAUAAAAGCCAAAACGUGUUAUCUAGUUAACGUCUGAAAUCUGCCCUAAAACACUAGACUGGAAACAAACUAAAUGAGCUUGGCAACUAUCAAGUGUGCUCACGUCCAAUACUAGCUAAUUCACUCGAGGCCUAUUGAAGCAGGAAUCUCAACUUAAUUUACGACGAUUAUAUACAUACAGACUGAAUCGAGCAAAUCCCUUCACAGUGAAAUUGACAACAGGUAAGUAACUUGAAACAGAGAUGGCUUCAUGCAAAAGAGGAGAGAAGAGGAGAAAAGACAGAAGUGCAUCAAAAAUGGAGGAAACCGAAGACUCAACUGAAAAGAAAGGAAGGACAAGACAACAGAAAAAAUACAUUGGUGCUCAUGUCUCCAUAGCGGGAGGGAUAUGGAAAGCCGUUGAAGCAAGCGUAGAGAUGGGGGGCCACAGUUUUGGAUUAUUUUUGGGUUCCCAACGCUCUUGGCAAAGACCUGCACUUGAUCAGACCGCUGCAGCAAAAUUCCAGCAGGCUUGUACUCAACAUGGCUUUAACCCAACACACAUUCUGCCUCAUGGAUCUUACCUGAUGAAUUGUGGCUCUCCCAAGGAAGAUGUGCUUAGUAAGAGCCAAGCCAUGCUGGUUGAUGAACUCAGUCGCUGCAGUGUUUUGGGUCUCACUCUGUUCAACUUCCACCCCGGGGCCUCCAUUGACUCCAGCAAAGAGCAGUGUAUUGAGAGGAUCGCCGAAGCUAUAAACCAUGCUCACCAACAAAUACCUGCAGUCUGUACUGUUCUCGAAAAUAUGAGUGGACAGGGAACCACUGUCGGUGGACAGUUUAGUGAACUAAAGAGCAUAAUUGACCGUGUGCGAGAUAAGACACGUGUUGGAGUAUGUCUAGACACAUGCCAUGCUUUUGCAGCAGGUUAUGACAUUUCUGCAGCAGGAGGAGUGAAGGCUGUGCUUGACGAAUUUGACCAAGUGGUUGGACUGCACUACCUGAGAGCAGUUCAUCUCAAUGACUCAAAAGGUAAAUUGGGCUGCCAUUUGGAUCGCCACGAGGACAUCGGCCGUGGACAGAUUGGCAUCUCUGCUUUCCGAAACAUUGUGAACGACCCUCGACUUGACAACAUCCCUCUCAUUCUUGAGACACCUGGCCGCCCAGGUUUUGAAUAUGAUGAUCAAAUAAAGCUCCUGUAUUCUUUAUGUGAGGACUAGAAUGCAUGGGCCCCUCAUCAUUAGACAACUAUAAACAUUACGUGUUCUUUUUGAUUCUACACAAAUGUUGUACAUUUCAUAUGAGCAUAAAAUAAACAUAAAUUGCAUUU
Molecule: messenger RNA, 1390 nt
Organism: Hemibagrus wyckioides
Lineage: Eukaryota; Metazoa; Chordata; Actinopteri; Siluriformes; Bagridae
Product: probable endonuclease 4
Exons: 9
Coding region: 327-1280 (317 amino acids)
Biological process (GO): base-excision repair
Cellular component (GO): nucleus; mitochondrion
Molecular function (GO): DNA-(apurinic or apyrimidinic site) endonuclease activity; phosphoric diester hydrolase activity; DNA binding
Source: RefSeq, a predicted model, not a curated record